GCGUCCUGGGGUCUGGUGGUGGGUGCUGCUGGUGAAGCGGCCGGCAUGGAGGCGUCGCACUACGGACUCGGACCCCGCGGGGACAGUGCCUUUGAAGAUGAGACCAUGAAGCUUCGGCAACUGAAACUGGACAAUCAGAGAGCAYUGCUGGAAAAGAAGCAGAGAAAGAAGCGCCUGGAGCCACUCAUGGUGCAGCCAAACCCAGAGGCCCGUCUACGUCGGUUAAAGCCAAGAUGUGGUGAGGAGCACACGCCUCUGGUGGAGCCACAGACUCCGCACAGUGAUGUCAUCCUACAUGGCAUUGAUGGUCCAGCUGCCUUCCUGAAGCCAGAUGCUCACGAUUUGGAAACCAAACUUCAUGUUCUCUCAGUAGGUUCUUCUGCUACAGAAGAAGAUAUUGAAGGUAGUGUUGAUGGGGAAAGCACUCUGGAUACUGCUUCCAAGCCAGACCUUGAGGAGAUUCUCCAAAAACAUGGUAUCUCAAGCAGUUUGAACUUUGAUGAGGAGGAUACUGAUGGUGAGGAAGAAGAAGGGAAAAAACGAAGUUCACAGUCACCAUAUUCAGAAACAGAGAGACCCAGUUCUGCAUCCAGCCAGAAAUCGACCACAGAUCCAGGAGCUUCCAGUGCUGUGUCCCAGCAGGUUGACAACCAGCUGGGAGAAGUGGAGAAUUUGGAGGAUUUUGCCUAUAGUCCCGCCCCUCGAGGUGUCACAAUGAAGUGUCGGAUAACCAGGGAUAAAAAAGGAAUGGAUCGGGGUCUCUUUCCCACUUACUUUAUGCACCUGGAAAAAGAUGAGAAUCGGAAGAUAUUUCUUCUUGCAGGUAGAAAGCGGAAGAAGAGCAAAACAUCCAACUACCUGAUUUCCACUGAUGCAACAGAUUUAUCUCGUGAAGGGGAAAGUUACAUUGGCAAACUCAGAUCCAACCUCAUGGGGACCAAGUUCACAGUGUAUGACCAUGGAGUCAGCCCAGUCAGGGCCCAGGGUCUGGUUGAAAAGGCGCACACGCGGCAGGAGCUGGCCGCCAUCUGCUACGAAACAAAUGUGCUUGGAUUUAAAGGCCCUAGGAAAAUGUCUGUGAUUAUUCCAGGGAUGAAUAUGAAUCAUGAGCGAAUCCCGUUUCGGCCACGAAAUGAUCAUGAGAGUUUGCUUUCAAAAUGGCAAAACAAAACCAUGGAGAACUUGAUUGAACUGCACAAUAAGGCCCCAGUCUGGAAUGACGACACUCAGUCCUAUGUGCUGAACUUUCACGGCCGGGUCACUCAGGCAUCUGUGAAGAACUUCCAGAUAGUUCAUGAAAAUGACCCUGACUACAUAGUCAUGCAGUUUGGACGUGUGGCAGAUGAUGUGUUCACGCUGGACUACAACUACCCGCUGUGUGCACUUCAGGCCUUCGCUAUUGGGCUUUCUAGCUUUGACAGCAAGCUAGCUUGCGAGUAAAAAAAGCAAUCAGAGCUGAGCUCGCUUGCUACAGAGCUUUCAGGAGCAGGAAAUCGCCACCUUGACCUUGCAGAACAUGAAGAGCAAGAGUAUGACUCUUUUGGAAUGAUCCCUGUGUGUGUGUGUGUACAUACAGUACAUACAUGUGUUUAUGCAUGACUGUGUGUACACACACACACACACACACACACACACACACACACACACCCUUCUCUGAGCUCCAGAGACUUGGUCAGGGAUCACAGCUUAGCUUAGCUUGGGUGAGAGAGGGUUUAAAGCACAGACAGGUUCUUGUCAGGAGUUCAUUAGUGGCUCCUGAAGUUAUCACCCAACAGAUUCUGUGCCUCAAGAGUGAGAUUCUUAUGCUUGGAGAUUUGCAGCAGAAUCAGAUUCUAACGAUUAAAUACUUGGGUCUCUUUUUUAGAAGGCCUUUUCAGAGAGUGAUGGUUCCCUAAAUUGCCUUUAGUCUCCAGAGCAAAAGCCUACAAACUUUGUCUUCAAAUGGCCUAAUAAUCUCUCUCACAGCUACUCAAAUCUGCCUUUGCAGUGCAAAAGUAGCCGUAGAUAUUUCAUGCACAAACAAAUGUGGCUGUGUUCCAAUAAAACUUUAUUUACAAAAACACACAGCAGGCCAGAUUUGGCCUGUGGGCUCCAGUUUGCCAACUCCUGCUUCAGGUAUAUCCAUAUGCUCUGUGGGCUUGAACAACUUCCAGAAGGGGCCUGUGAUCAUGGAAUUGUGAGUGGAAAAUGACACCCAGGAGCAACAGUUUUACGGAUUGUACCUUAAGGGGUACUCGUGCUACAGCCAUUGUUAGGUAGCUUUUACCUUGUUUUUGUGACAGUGGUUCUAGAUUGUCAUCUACCAUAGGGACCAAGAAAACCCAAAGCUAGUGAUCAUUUUGAGCCCACACAGGUGACUGAAUUCUGCUCUCUCAUCAUAAGAGAAGGUAGAGCCUGCACUGUAUUCCCCUGGAAGAAGACCUUAUGUGCCCCAGGAAACCAGCUUAGAAGUGUUUUCUUUAUCAGAGGGAAUGUAGUAUUUGUUUCUUGGGACCAGCUUCUUUUUCCAUGGAAUGGGAAGGUUCUAACAUCACAGUCCCCUUGUUUUCUUCCCUCAGGGUAGGUGGGUAGGCAGCAGUCUCAGUGGCUGUGACAAGAUUUGUGAUCAACGAUGUGAAAAUUUUCUUUAAUUGUCGUUGUUUCAGUUUAGGCUGAAAGCACACACUCUAGAGGGGACUUAGCUCUAGUGAAGACCAAGAGUCCUUUGAUAGUUGCCUUCCUUCUCAACCCACUGUGCCUCCCACAGCUAUGACACCAUGGUGCCACUAGUGUGGAAGGCCACACACACCUGCACACAUUGCAAGAAAUAAGGGAACGUUGUGUGCAGGAACUAUAUCAGUGUUAUUGUCAAGAGAGGUGGCAGAAGAGAUUUGGUGAAUACCGCUAGUUGCCUCUUGAGCUCUGCACACCUUUCUGGGAAGAGCUUUGGGCCCUUCUUGAUGUCCAUGUUACUAGCCCCCUAAGCCUGGUCCAUCAGUGCAGAUGCUGCUCCUGUCACUUUUCCUCUCAGAUCCUAAGAUUUCUACUGAGUCUUUCAGAUAUGAGCUCCUCCCAGCAAAUUAUGACUCUUACACAAAUUCAUGGGCACCACAGUGGUAUCUGAAC
Molecule: messenger RNA, 3105 nt
Organism: Urocitellus parryii (Arctic ground squirrel)
Lineage: Eukaryota; Metazoa; Chordata; Mammalia; Rodentia; Sciuridae
Gene: Tulp3
Product: TUB like protein 3
Biological process (GO): protein localization to cilium
Cellular component (GO): cilium
Source: RefSeq, a predicted model, not a curated record